CUAGCCUAAGUGUUGAGGUUAAGAUGGAGCCUGAAGCUCGCAGUGUAUCCACUUCAGGUGCUGCCAUCAUCGGUGAACUUGGCGCCGUUAGCGCCAAGACAAUUGCCGCUGCCGCCGAUGCUGCUGCUCCCUAUAUCAAGAAACUGAAUGAAGCCUUGGGAGAUCUCGCUAACACCAUUACUAGCCUUCGUGUGCAAGACACUGUUCAACCCGAGUCCUAUAAUUUGCUUGGCGAUGCUUUGGGAUCAAUGGGCACAGCUCUGGGUGAUUUGGCUAACACCAUUACUAGCCUAAGUGUUGAGGUCAAGAUGGAGCCAGAAGCUCGCAGUGUCUCGACUUCAGGUGCUGCCAUCAUCGGUGAACUUGGUUCCGUUAGCGCCAAGACAAUUGCCGCUGCCGCUGAUGCUGCUUCUCCUUAUGUGAGCAAACUUAAUGAUGCCCUUGGAGAUCUGGCUAACACCAUUACUAGCCUGAAUAUGCAGGUAGAUACUGUCGAACCUGAGUCAUAUAAUCUGCUUGGCGAUGCUCUGGGAUCAAUGGGCACAGCUCUAGGUGAUUUGGCUAACACCAUUACUAGCCUAAGUGUGCAGACUAAGAUGCAGCCAGAAGCUCGCAGUGUUUCAACUUCUGGUGCCAUAUAA
Drosophila albomicans is the source of this 641-nucleotide messenger RNA. RefSeq lists its product as uncharacterized. The transcript has 10 exons. Lineage: Eukaryota; Metazoa; Arthropoda; Insecta; Diptera; Drosophilidae. The record is from RefSeq and is a predicted model, not a curated record. Bases 24 to 641 code for a protein of 205 amino acids.